Mytilus trossulus (common blue mussel) is the source of this 483-nucleotide messenger RNA. RefSeq lists its product as uncharacterized. Gene Ontology annotation, molecular function: DNA binding. The coding region runs from base 1 to 483 and encodes 160 amino acids. Lineage: Eukaryota; Metazoa; Mollusca; Bivalvia; Mytilida; Mytilidae. The record is from RefSeq and is a predicted model, not a curated record. Gene Ontology annotation, biological process: DNA transposition; DNA integration. The transcript has a single exon.
AUGGGUAGAAAAGGUCAGGAACUGUCAACGAUUGUCAAAAACAUGAUUGUGGGAAUGUUUCAGAAUGGUUUUUCUCGCAGAAAAAUCGCUGACAUACUUAGAAUCCCCAAUUCAACAGUUAUUGACACCGUUCGGAAAUUUAUAGACACAGGUUCUGUAGAGAAUAAACCCAGAAGUGGCCGACCAUUGUUUGAAAAACCACGCGACUACCACAAGCUUGAACGCAUUGUAAAGACAAGUCGGAGGAGUUCUUUAUGUGAUAUAACAAACAAGUUAAAUGAGGAAAAGUAUGUUCCCGUGUCUAAACGUACCAUUCAACACCAUUUACAUAAACAUGGGUAUCACAGGUGUGUAAAUAAGAAAAAAAUCGUGAUCAGGGAAGUCAAUCGGAAAAAAGACUUGCAUGGUGCCGAUAACAAAGGAGAUGGACGGUUAAAAACAACUGGAAAAAGGUUAUUUUCUCUGAUGAGAGUAAAAUUAUGA